Molecule: messenger RNA, 2964 nt
Organism: Lethenteron reissneri (Far Eastern brook lamprey)
Lineage: Eukaryota; Metazoa; Chordata; Hyperoartia; Petromyzontiformes; Petromyzontidae
Gene: DGAT2
Product: diacylglycerol O-acyltransferase 2
Biological process (GO): triglyceride biosynthetic process
Cellular component (GO): endoplasmic reticulum membrane
Molecular function (GO): diacylglycerol O-acyltransferase activity
Source: RefSeq, a predicted model, not a curated record
CGCCCAUCCCACCUGAGCCUCCCCCCCAACUCACCUGAGCCCCCCAACUCACCAUGAAGACCAUCAUCGCUGCUGCGUACAGCUCUGCCGACCUGGGAGUCAGCAGCAACGGCGGCAGCGGCGGCGGCGUCGUCGUCGGCGCAAGCGGCAGCGUCGGCGGGCAUGACGUGGCCGCUUGCGUCAAGUGGAGCGGGCCCUCCGUCCGUGGCGUGGCGCACAGGCUGCGGCCGCACGUGGAGGCGCUGGCAGUCCUGCAAUGGGAGCUCACCUUUCUACUGGCGGGGGUGGUGUGCCCGCUGCUCAUGGUGGUGCUGCUGUGCUCCACCCUGUGGCCGAUCGCCACCCUCUAUCUCGCCUGGCUCGUGAUCGACUGGAGGACCCCGCACAGAGGAGGCCGGAGGACGAACUGGGUGCGGAACUGGGGUGUGUGGAACUACUUCCGAGAUUACUUCCCCAUAAAGCUGGUCAAGACGUGCGACCUGAGUCCGUCACGCAACUUCGUGAUUGGUUACCACCCCCACGGGGUUAUGUGCAUCGGGGCGUUCAUCAACUUCUGCACGGAGGCAACGGGUUUCGCGCAACUGUUCCCCGGGAUACACCCCUACGUGGCGACCCUCGCCGGCAACUUCCGGAUCCCACUCUACCGGGAGUAUCUCAUGGCGGGCUGCCUGUGCCCGGUGAGUCGUGGCGCGAUCGACCACCUGCUGUCUCGCGGCGGCCCCCCGGGCAAGGCGGUGGUGAUCGUGGUGGGGGGCGCCGCCGAGUCUCUGCAGAGCGGGGACCACGGGGACUGCCGCGUGGUGCUCAAGGGGCGCAAGGGCUUCGUGCGGAUCGCUCUGCAGCAGGGGGCUGACCUGGUCCCCGUGUACUCGUUCGGCGAGGGUGCCACCUUCAAGCAGCUGGUGUUCGCCGAGGGCACUUGGAAGCGCCGUGUCCAGGUGGCCUUCCAGAAGGCCAUGGGGUUCGCGCCCUGCAUCUUCCACGGCAGGGCGCUCCUCAGCCCCGACUCGUGGGGCGUCCUGCCCCUCCCCACGCCCAUCCUCACCGUGGUGGGGGAGCCCAUCACGGUCCCCCACAUCCCGGAGCCCACGGCCGAGGACGUGGACCGCUACCACGCGCUCUACGUGAGCGGCCUGCAGCGCGUGUUCAACUCGCACAAGGCGGCGUACGGCCUCGCCGAGAGCGACACUCUCAUCAUUCAGUGACACGCAGUGACACGCAGUGACACACACACACACAGUGACACACACGCAGUGACACACACAGUGACACACACAGUGACACACACACAGCGACACCCACACAGUGACACACACACAGUGUGACACACACAGUGACACACACACAGUGACACACACACAGUGACACACACAGUGACACACACGCAGUGACACACACAGUGACACACACACAGUGACACACAGUGACACACACAGUGACACACACACACAGUGACACACACACAGUGACACGCACACAGUGUGACACACACACAGUGACACACACACAGUGACACAGUGACACACACAGUGACACACACAGUGACACACACAGUGACACACACACAGUGAUACACACACAGUGACACCACACACUCAGUGACACCCUCAUCAUUCAGUGACACUCACAGUGACACACACAGUGACACACACAGUGACACACACACAGUGAUACACACACAGUGACACCACACACUCAGUGACACCCUCAUCAUUCAGUGACACUCACAGUGACACACACAGUGACACACACACACAGUGACACACACACACAGUGACACACACACAGUGACACACAGUGACACACACACAGUGACACACAGUGACACACACAGUGACACACACACACACAGUGACACACAGUGACUACACACAGUGACUACACACAGUGACACACACACAGUGACACACACACAGUGACACACAGUGACACACACACAGUGACACACACACAGUAACACACACAUAGUAACACACACAGUAACACACACACUGACACACACACUGACACACACAGUAACAGACACAGUGACACACACAGUAACAGACACAGUGACACAGUGACACACACACACAGUGACACACACACAGUGACACACACACACACAGUGACACACAGUGACACACACAGUGACGUCCUUCAAGUGGUGAAGGUCGGGUGUGGCAAGGGGCCGUCUUAUAAAUGACGUCACGCACCUAGGGGGGGGGGGGGGUGACGAUGGGGGGGGGAGGUGUUUGAGAAAUGUGACGUCAUAUCAAAAUGCGCAACUUUAAAUAAAUAUCGAAUUUCGAUUUAAAGCUUUCGUGACUGCAGGGAUUCAUCUUCUUGGUUCUUUCGGUAAUAAUAAAAAUAAAACAUAAUAAAAUAAUUCUCACUGAAAUAAAAGAUAAUAAAAUAAUUCUCACUGAGAAUUAUUUUAUUAUGUUUUAUUUCAGUGAGAAUUAUUUUAUAAUGUUUUAUUUUUAUUAUUUUAUUAUUUCCCUUCUACGUGACUUUACCAAAAGAACCAAGCAGAGAAAUAUCGAAUUGUUAUAUCAACACUAAUUUUUAUUAAUUUUCAUUAUUAACUAUUUGAUUUAUUUUAAUUUACUAAGGUCACCUUUUAUUUCUUCCAUGAAGGAGAAUUUAUGCUUCUCCAAGGGAGAAUGGAGAAGCAUACAUUUUGAUCAUUUUUUUAAAUGAUUGUUAUUAAACAUUUUGAUUUUAAUGAUUCUACCAGGUCUUUUCAUUCUGUGGAAUGAACUUGUGAUUGUUAUAAUUGUACUCUACUUUUUGCCACGUUCUACUACAAAGUUCCACGUAUUUUUUUAAUAGUUAUAAUUACUUUUAAUAUUUUAUAAUUAUAAGAUAAUUUCAAUAUCAUAUUUUGAACAUCUGCAGUUUUAGUUGAAUAUUUAAAAAUGAAUUUUAUGCCGAAUUUCAGCUUUCCAACGCCUCAUUUUUAAUAAAUGUUUUCUCCUACAA